AUGAGCGCCCUCCGACUGUCCCGUGCAGCGCUGCGCGCCAGGUCUGCAAUCGCUCUGAAGCCAAUUCAACGAAGAGGAUACGCCGAGGCCGUCUCCGACAAAAUCAAGCUCUCCCUGGCCCUUCCUCACCAGUCUAUUUAUUCCUCACAAGACGUUGUACAAGUGAACAUUCCCGCCGAGUCUGGAGAAAUGGGUAUCCUUGCACAGCACGUCCCAUCCAUUGAGCAGUUGAAACCGGGCUUGGUCGAAAUCAUCGAGGAGAGUGGUGGAAGCAAGCAAUUUUUCCUUUCGGGAGGUUUCGCCGUCGUCCAACCGGAUUCCGUGCUGAGCAUAAACGCCGUGGAAGGGUUUCCUCUUGAGGAUUUCAGCGAAGAGGCGAUCAAGUCACAAAUAGCGGAGGCUCAGAAGAUUGCUAGUGGAAGCGGAAGCGAGCAAGACAUUGCCGAGGCCAAGAUCGAACUCGAGGUUCUCGAAUCAUUGCAGGCGGCAAUGAAGUAA
Molecule: messenger RNA, 498 nt
Organism: Cladophialophora bantiana CBS 173.52
Lineage: Eukaryota; Fungi; Ascomycota; Eurotiomycetes; Chaetothyriales; Herpotrichiellaceae
Product: ATP synthase subunit delta, mitochondrial
Exons: 5
Coding region: 1-498 (165 amino acids)
Biological process (GO): proton motive force-driven ATP synthesis
Molecular function (GO): proton-transporting ATP synthase activity, rotational mechanism
Source: RefSeq, a predicted model, not a curated record